Messenger RNA from Schistosoma margrebowiei, 1807 nucleotides. NCBI's taxonomy places the organism in Eukaryota, Metazoa, Platyhelminthes, Trematoda, Strigeidida, Schistosomatidae. The record is from the annotation of a GenBank genome assembly.
UGCCCAAUAAACAUUGAUAGAUUUAAGUCUAUCUCUCAAAAUUGUAACGUGUUCUUGUAGGAAUGAAGAAAUUUUUGGAUACUACCAAUACAAAGCUCAAUAGGGCUUUGCAGAAAACAAAUGAAGUCAUAGGAAGAGCUGAAAAGACAGAAUUCGACGAGGAUUUCGUCUCACUAUUAAAGCAAGCAGAAUCCACACAUGAAGCAUCUAAGCACAUUAUGGAGGCCAUCGAGCAGUGGAUCAACCCUUGUGUCUUAAAAAAGUUCGAUGAUGUUGCUUGCAAAGUAGAAAGUAUGGUCACAGAUAACAAAAGUUAUUGGCUAAAGGUUCCUGCAAAGUUACCCGCCGAACAUCUUGGAGAUACACUACUCAACGCAGCUGUUGGUGUCGGAGCUGGUACUGCAUAUGGUGCGGCAUUGUCACAAUGUGGCGAGUACAGUCGUCAAAUAGCUGCAGCUGAAAGUCAAAGGAAUACGAUACUAGAAAAGAAAACAUUAAGUGUAUUACAUCAUUUUUUGGCACUUCAAUGGCCUGAAAUACAAAAAGAACUUAGUCAUUUGGAGUCGUAUCGUUUGGAUUAUGAUAAAUUAAGAAGUAAAGUGAAGCAUAAUGAACAUCCAGAUCCUGAAACUUUGACAAAAAUGGAAGAUGCUAAAACCGUUCUUUAUAAACAAUUAGAAAAAACUAGAACUAAACUACAACAGGUCAAGUCGGUAAAUGACUCUAAUAUGAUUGCACUAAAAGAAUUAGUAGCAGCUCAACGAACUUAUUUCAGUGAAUGCAGACAGAGGACUGAAGAAUUGUCUGCUCAAAUGGAACGAUUGAAGUAAACAUGUGUUUUUCGGGAAGAAAAAAAGAUUAAAAUAAAAUAAAUGCAAAACGCCAAUCUUGUGUCUUCCCCGUGCAACAGUCACUCUAUACAACUACUCUAUUGAAUCUCUAAUAAUAAAAAUGAUAUUUCAGGCUUUUUAAUCACAUAUUCUUGGUGUUUCUCAUCGAUUUAAAAUUGCUCGUUUUUUUCUUGGGAUCUUAACAUACUUUUGCCGUUCAGUGUAUAUUUAUAUUAAUGUCUAUAUUAUUUGCCUUAUAAAUUUCAAUAAUAUCAAUAAUUACAUUAUUGAAUUCAAUAAGGAAUUCGCUUAUUUCUUUUCACUAAAGCUCUAACCUCUUUUCGUUAACUGGCUACCAUGGGACUUCAUCUCCUGACCUUACUCCAGUGCCUUAUGGAUCAGACCUUUAAGUCGAAGGUUCUAGUUUUGGCCCCCUUAGAAAAUCAUAUGCUUUGGUUUGGGCACCCGGACAGUAUCCCAGCUCUCAUACAAAUCGAAUGACUUAUGUGGCGCUUAUCUAUUUGGUGCCUCCUUGUACCAAUGUUUAUGUGUUUGAAUAAAUAAAUCUAAAGCGAAUUUCAGCCCGAAUUCAGUCAAUUUUUAUAAUGAUUUCAAUUCAAACUUGUUUAAAUUCAGUGAAUAAUGUAUGAUAUUUUAUGCUACCAAAUGCCUUGGUACGACCGAGGGUGGGGGAGUCAACUCACACUCUCAGAAUGCUCCCACAUGGCUUCGCGUGUACAACCAGUACUAGAGAAGUCCUACUCACUACCUUCUCACGGCAUUACUACUUUUUACGAAAUUGAGAGGAGGAAAAUUGAAUGUCCGGUGCUUUAACCGGGUUGGCGAAUAUGGAGGAUCCACAUAGAAGAAUUGGAAAACCUUGAUUCCAAACCAUUGGUUCACAUGGGCUUCAGGAUCCUGAAGGAAUAAAGGGCGUAUGAACCAAUUAAUAGCCACAGGGUACGAUGGAACUGCAU